UACCAGGAACUGGAGGGAUUUUUCGUUUGUUUAUAUACACUACGAAGCGCGGGAAAAACAACUGUGAAAGAGCCGAAAAAUACCACAUUUUCUCCGUUAUUAUUCUUUUCGGUGGUACCACGACACAGGCAGUUUAUAUCUGAAAUACUAUUUGUCCCUAGCCGUCGAGCAAAAAGACUUGUUUCUUCUGUAGUUGUAAGAGUAACUCGCAUGCCAUCUGUCAAGGCAACUUUUCAGACUAUCACAUUGGUGUGAACCGUGAGCCAUCGGGGCUUUCCAGCAGAGAUGAUGGCAAGACAUUAAACGAAAACAAUAGAAAGAAAAUGGCGUUGGAACACAUCCUGUUGCUUCACAGGGUCAAACAUGCAGCUCUGGGCUGUAUUGUGAACUGUGCUGCUUAGAAACCCGAACGAAGAGUUAAGAGUUAAAUUGCAAAGGCUAUGAUCGGAUUGUCUUGGCUCUUGAAGAGAGGUGAUCUGGCCGUGGUUGGGCUGCUGAAGUCAAUACAGAGGAGACCUCAUGUCACGGCCGGGCCCAGAACCCCUGGUGGUGCCCCUGGUGGACGCCCAGCAGGUCCAGUUCUGGAUGGAGAAAGCAGUGGAAGGAAUGGCGGGGGGUCCAGAGGUACAGAGGGACAUCUGCCUUCAUCUGGGCCGGCUCCGGGACUUCCUCCAAUGGCUGCUCACACACAUUCAUAACAUGAGCUCCACCACGGAAGCCAUGCUGAAGCUACCCUUCCUUGGCCAGUUGCUUGGUCGCUUAUGCUGGAUGCCCCAUGUCACUGCUGACGCUGUAUGCCGUAGGCUGCUGCUCCAGAGUAUGUGGAGUCUAUACUCCGAUGAACCAGGGAGUCCUGUGGAGAGAAAGGCCAACCAGUGGAUACGGAGCGUUCUUUGUCAACUGGCUACAGAAGACGAGGACACUGUGACCCAGAUACUAGUGAAGCACGCAAAUGUCCCCCCGAGACGCUAUCACCUCAGAGUCCUCACAGAGCUGGUGUCGCAUCUGUCUGAGGAGGUGGGGAGAAGCUGCAGCUCCCUCAGCGGGCCAAGUCACAGGUGUUCAUGUGACACCCUUCUGGCUGUGUCAGAGACCUGCAUUCCCCUGGUCACAUGCCCCGAGGCAGCUCCUCUCAUUGGUGCAAUGCUACAGAGAGCAGCGACCUGUGUCAGGGCUACUCUGAGCCAAGACUUCCUGGAUGCUGUGAGCAGUGCAUAUUUAAGAAAUGGUUUAUCUUUGGAAAAUGAGGCGGUUAUGUCCUUGUGGUGCCACAGCCUGCCAAGCCUAGAGGAGGCAGUGAUGGGCUUGUUGGACUGUAUUCUCAGCAAUGCAUGUCCCACACUCCACAUCAUAGAGCAACAGCUGGAACCGUCAAUGUUGCCCAAAGCAUGCGCCCAGCACUGUUCUUUGUUCCUGAUUGUGAACGACAUCUUCAGGUUCCUGCUGCAGCAGGAGGGAGGGCAUCCGUCGAUACCGUCUCUGGUCCGCUCCUUCACCUGCUGUUUCCUCAGGGAAGUGGCCCAGCUCCAGCCUCAGGUGCGUACACCAAUGAAGAUGUUCUUCCCUAACGUCCCCCGACAGCUGCUGCAGCCCAUGGUCGUCCUGCCGACAGAGAUGCCCCCGGAGGCCUGGAAGGAUCACCUGACUUGGAUCGCCCAAUCCCUACAGAGACUGACCGAGGAGGAAGAGCAGAGCGCUGAAGACACGGCUACCAGGGGUCAGCGAGUCGUGUUGGAGGCCUGGCUGCUGCUGGUGCAGUGUGCCCACUGGGUGGAGGUGGCUGUCCAACUGCUGGUGUCCCCUGGGCCGCAGGACCGGGAGCUGCUGCUAUGGCUGCUGACCUUCUACCACCACCCCACUAACCGCGGGCACCACAGGACUCUGCAGCUGGCACGUGUCAGAGAGGCAUGGGGCCACACGACAUCCCUCCUCCUGGACCCUUCACCUCUCGACGCAUCCCAACCUCUGCAGUCAUUGGUGGAGCUCCUGUCACUCCAGGCACAGCCCCGCCCCCUGGCUCCAGAGCUUGUCCUGGGCCUCCUGGUGAACGUGGCGGUGGUCUCUGAGGAGCCGAUCGGCAGAGUGUCAGAGGUGGUGCAGACGGUGGUGCGGCGCUGUGACCUAGUCACUGAGGCCCUGUACGUCCUCAGCUCGGUGGAGCUGGGAGAAGAGGGGGGGGGGCACUGGUCUGGCCACGCCCACCGAGGUCAGCUGAGGAUCAGAGCACUCCGGGACACCCUCACACACACAGCCCCGGAGACCUGCUGAGAACCACACACACACACACACACACACGUUUUCCCCCACACACCCUGUAAUGGCACACGCGCCCGUAGGGACCACCCUGGCAGUGUUUGGGACUGUUUGGCAGAAUGAAAGGAGACAGCGCCGCGCUGGGACGCGUGUUUUCACGGAGGAGAAAGCGGAGGACGGCCCAAGCGGCGCGACAUCACUCUGGCGGGAAGCGGCUUGGUAAACGUGUCACAGCCCACCCACUCCCAUUGUUGUGUUUGCGGUACGAAGCCCAGCACGCCUCGUACCCACCGCUGACAGGCAGGCGCUCUCUGGAAGCAGCGAGUAAUGGGUUGGAGACCUUGUGUUUCUCCUGUGUACGUGUGCUUUUGAAUUGAACAUGACUUGUGUCAGGUCACGCUGCCAGUGAUCGUAUUCGCUACAUGUUACGUUUAGGAAUGACUUUUUCUGCCGAUGUUUGAACUCUGAUGCUACAUGUCCCAGUGGAUGAGUUUAUUUAGAUGGGAUUCAGUCUUUGGAGUCUUCAUUGUGUUGUAUUUAUCCAUAAAUAUAUUAAACUUGUUAAUGUUUAUGUUUUGUGUGUGCUUUUGCUAAGCACUAUAUUUUUUUGCAUAUGGAGACAGAACCAUUUAAAAGAUUGACAUGAUCUGAGAUAGAUAAAUAUGUCAUCCUGUGUGCAGUUUUUAAUCUGAGUCAAUCUGACAUGCGUAGUAAGGGAUGUUACAUUAAAGACUGAAGCAUCAGUAAAUCAGCUUAUGGGCAAAGGUUAAAUCUCAAAAAGGUUGUACUGAUGCAAAAUGAGUUGGAUAUCUGGUUUGGGAGGAGAAUAUAUGGCCUGAAACAUCAAAAUAUAUAAAUGACUUUGUUAAUGUUGAGCUUAUUGUAGAUAUUGUGGUGUACAACAAUGGGUAAAGAUCCCUUAACUAUUUUAUAAGAUAGUUAUGCCAGUCAGGUAGCCCUUUAACUUUGAAGCAGAUAUGUUUUUAUUGUUCUACUUGACAUAAAAAAUGCACAAUGCAUACAAACAGUAAUGUCUUUACAUUGUGAAAACAUGAAUUGUGAAUACAAAAAUACCA
This is a messenger RNA of Gadus morhua (Atlantic cod), 3329 nucleotides long. It is a transcript of the gene fancc, whose product is annotated as FA complementation group C. Gene Ontology annotation, cellular component: Fanconi anaemia nuclear complex. Bases 520 to 2268 code for a protein of 582 amino acids. Lineage: Eukaryota; Metazoa; Chordata; Actinopteri; Gadiformes; Gadidae. Gene Ontology annotation, biological process: nucleotide-excision repair; interstrand cross-link repair; cellular response to oxidative stress. The transcript has 17 exons. The record is from RefSeq and is a predicted model, not a curated record.